AAAUCUAUAGUGGGAAUAUCUGUAAUCUGAUUGGUUGAGAGUAGCUGUGAACACACUCAAACGUUUAACAACAUCUCAUUUUCAAAAGCGUGACUUGAAUUUUGAGCUUUCGAAAUAUACGUUCGGAAAUCGUGAUAACUUACAUUACAAUGGCUUCGGCUAAUGAAAUCGAUAUAAUAAGUGAACUACAAAAGAAACCCUUUUCUGUUCGACAAUCAGGCGAGCAAAAUAUACUCGUAAAGCAGCGGCCAAUUCCAAAUUUACAAGCGACUGCAGGCAUUUGAAGCUUUCAGGAAAGUUGGUACUCGAAGAAAGAUUGGCUUUGUGGUAGCUCAGAAAAGAAUGCAUUGUUCUGUUGGCCUUGUCUUUUAUUUUGCCCUGGAUCGUCAUCUUCAUGGACGCAGAUGGGAUUCAAAAACAUGAAGAAUUUCCUAUCCGAUUGUAAGAAGCAUGAGAAGGCAAAAUCGCACAUGGGCGCCUACAAGACCUGGAAGACUUACUACGGUUUUCAGCCUCGUAUCGACUGUAUCAUGUCACAAACUAGACGUGAAGAGAUUCAGCGUCAUAACGAGGAGGUUGAUGAGGCAACUGAUGUUUCUACCAAAGAACUAUUCAGUGUAAUUGUUCGAAUGGACAAAGGGGAAAGUGUCAAUGAAAGACAGCUUGGGUUUGUUGAUGUCAGUUGUGAUAGGACUGCAACUGCUAUAUCAUCAGUAGUUAAGGUUGGGAUGAUGAAACGUUAAGUAAGGUUACUGGUUUACUUGGCUACCUUAAUGGCUUCUUGUUUUGUUUCUUGGUACAUGUUUUCCAGAGAAUUCUUGAGCAGUCAUCCAUACUUUAUUCUAUCUUGCAAGACAAGGACACUGUUGAAUAAGUGGGACCACCAGUAACCAGGUAUGACCAACGGCAUAAUUACAAACAAAUGUAUUUUGAAAUUCUUGACACAAUUGUGACUAUGCUUACUGAGUGAUUUCAGGAUAUGGAGCGUUUUAGAUUUUUGACCUUGUUUACCCUAGGGUGUUUAAGAUGUGGAAAGGUGAAGUGCCCUCAGAAAAGAUAAAUCUUCUAAAGGAGGUUUAUGGUGAUAUGUUUGACAUACCAAUGCUAGUUAGCCAACUUUGUUUUAUUUACAGAGAUAAAGACUUUCACUGUGAUUCAUGCGAUGAAUUAUUGAAAUAUAUUUUUCAGUUCCAUUAUCAAUCUAGUAUUCCAGAAAUUGUAAAACUGUUAAAGAUAAAUGGGGUUUUGUCAAUUACAAGUGCUUCAGUUGAGAGGUCAUUUUCUUGUUUGAAGAGGGUAAAAAAU
This is a messenger RNA of Xenia sp. Carnegie-2017, 1305 nucleotides long. RefSeq lists its product as uncharacterized. Bases 405 to 743 code for a protein of 112 amino acids. The transcript has 3 exons. Lineage: Eukaryota; Metazoa; Cnidaria; Anthozoa; Malacalcyonacea; Xeniidae. The record is from RefSeq and is a predicted model, not a curated record.